AUGAAAAUGCUAUAAUCAUAUAGUUCCACAAAUGGCUUUAGAUUUCUGAUGAAAAUAUAACAAAUAGUUCCUGCUCCAGGAACUAGUCACUCAAUCAUCGACAUCUUUUAAUAAUAUCAACAUUAUUUAACUUUUAUCUUUAUUGCUAGCAUUGCAAAUUUUAGUACGCCUUCAUUCACUAUACUUAUUUUCAUUAUCUGCUUUUUUUUAAUAUGCUGCCGCACUUAAGUCAGUAGAGAAAGAUAUCUUAGCUUCUUAUCAUUUGCUAAUCCUUAUGCAAUAAUUAUAUCAAUCUAUCAUAAAGAAGAAUAUAAUCCGAGCUUGUAUGAAAGUUGCUUUAAAAAUAAAAAUUUUCUAUUAUAUCUAGUUGGUUUAUAUUCAUUAGGGUUUUGUGUCUUAAAUUUGGGUGGGAUUGGGCUACAGUGCCGUGAAAUUUACUUAAAUUAGCAUAAUUUGUCUAAAUUCUAUGAUUUACAUAGUUAAUUAGUUAUAUAAAUCGAAAAAGAUGCUAAGGAAAGUAGUCAUAAAAAUAAUUGUAAAAUUAAUCCUCUCGAUGAUAAACCAAAUCCAUAAUACAUAUUUAGCCCUUACUGUGAAGUCACAGCAGAAUAGUUUCUAGAAAGCUUAGAGCAAGACAAAAAAUUUUAUGAUGGUUAUGUUCUGCAGAAUGAUUUUACAACAAAAAAUGUUAUAUGCGUAAUUGUUCUAUUUUCUUAUGGUAUAUAUUCAGGAUUAACAACGGUUUACAGUCUUAUAACAAAAAAUCUUUGCGGCUCAUGCGUGGUUGGUUAUCAUACCUUUGAAAAUGGCUAAUACAUUCCUUAUACUGUUUAUGCGAGAAGGAAGCAAAUAGUGCCAAUCUGUUAGGAAGAAAUAAUUUGA
Molecule: messenger RNA, 882 nt
Organism: Tetrahymena thermophila SB210
Lineage: Eukaryota; Ciliophora; Oligohymenophorea; Hymenostomatida; Tetrahymenidae
Product: transmembrane protein, putative
Exons: 2
Source: RefSeq, a predicted model, not a curated record